AACAAUCACGUCAAAACGAAGAAAUGGCAGAAAAGGAGCGGCGAAUCCUGGUGGCCGUGGACGAAGGAGAGGAGAGCAUGUACACCCUCUCCUGGUGCAUCCACAAUCUCGUUUUCCCAAAUUCCAACGAUAUACUCAUUCUCCUCCACUGCAAGCCCCCUCGUCCUGUUUUUCCCGCCUUAGAUGGCACCGGAUAUCUGUUCUCUUCUGAUAUAUCGGUGACAGCGGAGAGGUGCAGCGACCGAGUGGAGAAUGGUGUCGUCGAGAGAGCCCAGAAAUUGUGCGUGAAUCUGCAACAGGUGAAGGUGGAGACGAGAGUGGAGAACGGGGAUCCGAGGGACGUGAUCUGUGAGAUGGCGGAGAAGCUGGGGGCUGAUGUGCUGGUGAUGGGAAGCCAUGGGUAUGGCCUCAUCAAGAGGGCUCUCCUCGGGAGUGUCAGCAACCACUGUGCUCAGAACGUCAAGUGCCCUGUCCUCAUUGUCAAGAAGCCUAAAACUUCGCUUCCCCCUUCCCACUCCUGAUUCAUUCGCUUCCUUCCUUCUUUCUCCCUCCUGUGCUGUCCUGUUUACGUUGUAAUGUUUGUUUAUGUUUUCCAAUCCAGUUUCAUUUUGAAAAUAAAGCACACUCAUUGUUGCUGA
Messenger RNA from Prosopis cineraria, 638 nucleotides. Its product is annotated as universal stress protein PHOS32-like. Lineage: Eukaryota; Viridiplantae; Streptophyta; Magnoliopsida; Fabales; Fabaceae. Bases 24 to 521 code for a protein of 165 amino acids. The record is from RefSeq and is a predicted model, not a curated record. The transcript has 3 exons.